Messenger RNA from Malurus melanocephalus (red-backed fairy wren), 1699 nucleotides. RefSeq names its product transmembrane serine protease 4 (gene TMPRSS4). Gene Ontology annotation, biological process: proteolysis. The transcript has 14 exons. The record is from RefSeq and is a predicted model, not a curated record. Gene Ontology annotation, molecular function: serine-type endopeptidase activity; protein binding. Gene Ontology annotation, cellular component: membrane. NCBI's taxonomy places the organism in Eukaryota, Metazoa, Chordata, Aves, Passeriformes, Maluridae. The coding region runs from base 1 to 1605 and encodes 534 amino acids.
AUGCAGAGCCAGCAGAACGCAGAGAGGACGAGGGGAAUUGCAGCCCCCAGGCCCCGGCAGUGCCCAGCUCAGAGGGAUCGCUCCUUGCUGGACAGUGCAGAGCACAGGGGAGGGCCGGGGCGGUCCUGCCCCAGUGAGAGCGCGGCGUGGGCACAGAGCGCAGGCACCGGGGCGAGGGAGCAUCUCCGGCCCGGCUUCUGGGCACCGGGGCACCGCAGUCCCGCAGCGGGGACAUCUCCCGGCUUUCUGCAGGCGGAAAGGACCGCGCUGGAGCUGGAUCAACAUGGACCCGGUCUCGGAGCGGCUCAACGGCAGAGGGCCACGCUCCUCUGUGUUGCAGGUCCCUGCGCCAGACCCAAACCCUCCCGGGCGCCCGAGUCCUUSAAGCGCGUCGGGAUCCUCGUCCUGGCCGUGGUGCUCACCCUCGCCUGCCUGGUGGCCAUCGGGUUCCUGGUGAAGAUCUACCUGGACCACCACUACCUGCUGUGCAAGCAGCCCCUGAAGCUGGUGCCGCUGAAGCAGGUGUGUGACGGGCAGCUGGACUGUCUGCAGGGCGAGGACGAGGCCAACUGUCCCCAGUGGGUCCCCGCGGGGCCACCGGCCGGGGCCCGCRUUUCCAAAGACAGAUCCAUCCUGCAGGUGCUCAACAGCAACACCGGAGCCUGGUCCUGCGUGUGCCACGACCACUUCAGUGCGGCGCUGGCCAGAGCCGCCUGCCAGCAGAUGGGAUAUGCCAGCACCCCGACUUUCCAGGGGGUGGAGGYGGGCGCGGGGCAGCCGCUGCCUCCCCGCGAGGUCGUGCUGAGCAACCGGAGCCUGCAGGUGCUUGAGCCGGGCAGGAAAUGCCUCUCGGGGUUGGUUGUGUCGCUCUUUUGUUCCAGCUGCGGGCAGAGCGUGAGGACCCCGCGGGUGCUGGGCGGGAGCCCGGCUGCCAUCGAGGCGUGGCCCUGGCAGGUCAGUUUGCAGUACAGGAAGGAGCACAUCUGCGGCGGCAGCAUCAUCGGCCCCGGCUGGGUCCUGACGGCCGCGCACUGCUUCAAGAACAACCCCAUCAUCCAGAGCUGGCGCGUCAAGGCCGGCUCCGAGCUCCUGUCGGGCGCUGCCACCUUCGCCGUGGAGAAGGUGUUCCUGGCGGAGGUGACACCCGCGUCCCCCAAGGACAAUGACAUCGCCCUGGUGAAGCUGCGCUCGCCCGUGCACUACUCAGACAGCACCAAACCCAUCUGCCUGCCCUAUUUCGACGAGGAGCUGGUGCCGGGCACGCCCCUGUGGGUGAUCGGCUGGGGCUACACGGAGGAGCACGGGAAGCUGUCGGAGCGCCUGCAGCAGGCAGAGGUGCAGCUCGUGGACGAGCUGAGCUGCAACCUGGCCGCGUACCACGGCGAUGUCACCGACAGGAUGCUGUGUGCCGGGCUGCCCCAGGGCGGGGUGGACACCUGCCAGGGGGACAGCGGCGGGCCCCUCCUGUACUCGGGAGGGCACUGGCAGGUCGUGGGCAUCGUCAGCUGGGGCCAGGGCUGCGGGACCCCCAGCACGCCCGGCGUCUACACCAGCGUCCGGGCAUACCUCGACUGGAUCUACGCCGUGCGCAGGUCGGAGCUCUGAGACCUGCGGGAACAGGUCGCUCCUCUCCCCGAGCCUGCCUUGCCGUCCCUCUGCCCUUGCUCUGGCAGCAGCAGGGACACGGAUCUCCAGCCAA